AUGGUCCGCAACGCUUCAAAGCAGAAGGCAUCUGAACGAAUUCAGCACUCCCAAGAGCGUAGUGCUCUUAGUGUGCCAAACACCCACAACGUUCCCACUGCCAAAGACCAAGAGUCAGCGUUAUACACGCAAGCGUUGUUAUUGUGGGCGCAGGAGUAUAAAGCUAAUGGAUUUAGAACGUCUAUACAGAUAAGAGAGGCGGCUGAGGAGGCAGCAAUUGAGCAGGCGCGUCAAAAACGACAACGUGCUUUCCAGCAAGAACGUAGCCAACAAUUACAGCUGGCUCCAAUACGUCAGGGACGUACUGAAGACCCAGACAUCCACGGACUAGAGGAUCUCUCUAUCCAUACGCCCCAACGUCCACAACGCACCCUACCACCACUAGCCUAUAACGUUGGCAACGCAGCAGCACCAACGUUACCGCCGUUACGAUAUUACCAGGCACCUAUACCUCUGCAAGUCGACCCAUACAACCAGUCUCUCUCUGCACUCGUUGAGAACGUUCAGCCACCCUCUGGUAUAGACACCGCCUACCUCCACAUCCACCAGCACCGCAACGUUGUACACGAUGUGCAGCACGCCACGGCUAUACCACCAACGUCUAGAGAGAUGGAGGAAAUGGUAUACGGUCGUUCUCAACGAGAGAACACACAAAGCCAUGUCAACGAUGCUACCCAACCGAGUAACAUCGUUGUAGGCGCUCGCCAGAGGGAAGAGACAAGGACUAUCAACGUUGGAGGCGUUACCAUAACGUUCAGCGAGGAAGAUAUCCAGAUCCCCCCACCGAUUACAAAGCUACCAAUCUACGAUCUUGAAGCCAUGUGGGACGAUCCAAAGAGAGCGCUU
Molecule: messenger RNA, 846 nt
Organism: Alternaria novae-zelandiae
Lineage: Eukaryota; Fungi; Ascomycota; Dothideomycetes; Pleosporales; Pleosporaceae
Exons: 1
Source: RefSeq, a predicted model, not a curated record